AUGGGCUCUGUGCACAGUGUUGUUAACUGCGAUGUGCUGGUGGUUGGCGCGGGACUCAGUGGUAUCGCCGCUCUUUACAAGCUACGAAAGUUGGGCCUGAACGUCAAAGUGGUUGAGACGGGCUCUGAAUUCGGCGGCACAUGGAAUAACCCGAAAGCAAACAGAAUAGUAUACGACUUCUGGAAGAAGAAGGUCCGUGCCAGAAUCUCAGAUCCGGUCAAGCGGGAAAUACUCGCGCCAACAGACCCAUUAUUCUAUUUUGGAACUAAGCGCAGCCCGCUUGAGCAAGACUACUAUGAGGUACUGAACCGGGACAAUGUCAAGUUGAUCAGCUUACGGAAAAAUUCAUUUGAGAGGUUUCUCCCGAACGGUGUGGCCAUGAGCGAUGGUAGCACCCACGAGUUCGAUGUCUUAGUUUUUGCUACAGGGUUCGAGAGUUUCACUGGAUCAUAUUAUAACUUAGGCCUCAAAAGCCGUAGCAAUGUCGAGCUGAAGGACUCCUGGGCCUCAAAGAUCCACACAUAUCUGGGUCUUCUGAUUACCGACUAUCCAAACUUAUUCACCGUGUUUGGCCCGCAAGGGCCAACGACACUCUACAACGCUCCAACCACCGUGGAAUGUCAAACUGAUCUGGUGGGUCGUCUGAUCAUGAAAGCAGAGGAGCGAGGUGCAAAAUCCAUCGAAGCCACAGAAGCGGCCGAAGACGAAUGGGCUAAGUUACUCGACGCUCAAUUCCAAGAGAAUCUGGUCAGGUUUACUGAGUCGUGGUGGACUAGAGCAAACAUUCCUGGAGCCCGUGUGCAGCCACUGACUUAUCUGGGUGGGUUGUCUGAAUACGAGAAGCGGUGCGACGAGGCCAUAGAGCAUGAUGACGGGCUGGUCUACAGAUGA
Cladophialophora bantiana CBS 173.52 is the source of this 891-nucleotide messenger RNA. RefSeq lists its product as uncharacterized. The record is from RefSeq and is a predicted model, not a curated record. Lineage: Eukaryota; Fungi; Ascomycota; Eurotiomycetes; Chaetothyriales; Herpotrichiellaceae. The transcript has 4 exons. The coding region runs from base 1 to 891 and encodes 296 amino acids.